This is a messenger RNA of Xenopus tropicalis (tropical clawed frog), 3274 nucleotides long. RefSeq names its product diphthamide biosynthesis 7 (gene dph7). The transcript has 10 exons. Bases 151 to 1527 code for a protein of 458 amino acids. The record is from RefSeq and is a predicted model, not a curated record. Lineage: Eukaryota; Metazoa; Chordata; Amphibia; Anura; Pipidae. Gene Ontology annotation, molecular function: diphthine methylesterase activity.
AAAGCCAUUGGCUCAGACUACUGUCCAUCAGCCUGCUGUCAUGCCCCGCCCCCUCCAUGUGACCCGGAAGUGCUGGCAGAGGCUGCAGAGCAGGAACGUGAGUUGCUGGCAGAGUGUUUCCCACUGCUGGGGUGCUGCACUCAGUUGGCCAUGUCAGCUCGCUGUAAGGCGCAGACCCUGCAAGUGAUAGACACGGAAUACAGCGCUGACGCUACGGAAUGGUGCCCCCUGCAGGACUGGGCGACUAUCCUGGCCUGUGGGACCUACCAGCUAAAGAAACCGGAGAGCAAGCCCGGCGAGGAGGAGAGCGACGACCCCCACACCCGCCUGGGGCGUCUCUACCUGUAUCACUACUCCCCCCAGCAGAAGUUUUCUCCCGUGACGGAGCUGCAGAGGCUGGAGAUGGCUGCCAUAUUGGACAUGAAAUGGUGCCACCUACCCAUCGCCGGGCACCCCACGCUGGCCAUUGCUAAUGCCAAAGGGGCACUGGAACUGUACAGGCUCACAGGCAGCAGGGAGAGCUGCGCCGUUGAGCUUGCACUCAACAUGGAGGUGGGACAGGAAUGCCUCGCUCUGUCGCUGGACUGGUCCACUGGGCUCAGAGAGGGCGGUUGCCCCAUAAAGAUCAUCUGCAGCGACUCGAGGGGGCGGCUCAGCCUCCUGCAGCUGGAGGGCAGGUCCCCCUCGCUGGAUGUUCUGUGCCAGUGGGACGCCCACGGGUUCGAGGCCUGGAUCGCGGCCUUCAACUACUGGAACUGCAAUGUGGUCUAUUCAGGGGGAGACGACUCUUUGCUGAGAGUGUGGGACACCCGGGCGCAACCAGAUCGGCCGCUGUUAAGCAGUAAAAGACAUUCUAUGGGAGUGUGCAGCAUCCAGAGUAACCCACACCGGGAGAAUGUCCUGGCUACAGGGAGUUACGAUGAACAUGUCCUUUUGUGGGAUACGAGGCAGAUGAAGCAGCCGGUGUCGGAUACCCACGUUCAGGGGGGGGUUUGGAGGCUAAAAUGGCACCCAACACACAGUAACCUGCUCCUCGCUGCCGGCAUGCACAGCGGAUUCCACAUCCUGGACUGUGACUUUAAAUCAGACGAGUGCCCAAUCCUAACGUCGUACGUUCUGCACAACUCUUUGGCCUACGGAGCUGAUUGGGCCAGACUGUCCCCCCAGCCCUCCCUGCUGACCAAUCAGGAGGCAGCGGCAGCAGCUCUGCCCCACAGGGAAUCAGCAGGGAGCAGCCGAACUCAGAACCUCGAUCGAUCCAAUCAGAACCUGAAGAUUUUCUACGAGUCUCCCACCGCCAGUUUCGACGUGGUGCUCGAGGACGAGUCUGGCGAAUACGUGCCCGAAACUGCCCCUUUGCAGAAUGAGGCCCCCCUACCUGCAGAGUUGGCGGGGGCUGUAUCCGAGGUAACAGCGGUGCCCGAUUACGCCCCUCCGGAAAGCAGCGUGUUGGCCACUUGUUCCUUUUACGAUCACAUGCUUCACGUCUGGCGGUGGGAGUGGCAGCGGGCGCGGCCCCCGGAGUGACCCCACGGACCAUGGGGGGGGGGGGGGGGAUUUUAUAACCGUGACUACCUCUAACCAACCAGCAGGGACCAACGGACCUUCCAUAGUUUGGGGGGGGGGGUCACAAAUGGUUUCCAUAUGUAGAAAUGGGCAGUAACCCCAUAACAACCAAUCAGUGAUUGGCUUUUUUUCAGCCAGCUGCAUGUAGAACAAUGAAUGCAACAAUUUGAUUGGCUGCCAUAGGGUGCUGACAAAUGACCCCCAUGGACUCCAGCAAAUUGUACUCUUUCCUUGUGCCCCCGACCCCCCCAAUUACCCCCCGACCUCUCCCCCCAACAUCACCGCCACUGACCCCCCCAAUUCCCCCUUUGACUCCCUUCCCAUAUACCCUGCUUAUUCACUAUAGGAUCACCUUUAUUUUUAGUUAACAGUGAUAUAGAAAUUGAUAUUCUGAGACAAUUUCAAUUGGUCUUCAUUUUUUUAUGGCUUUUCAGUUAGUUCACUUUUUGUCCAGCAGCUGUCCCGUAUGGAAUUUUAGCAGCUAUUUGGUUGCUAGGGUCUUGUUUACCUUAGCAACCAGGGAGUGGUUUGAUUGAGAGACAGGUAUAUGAAUAGGGGAGGGGCUGAAUAGAAAGAUAAGGAAUAAAAAGUAACAAUAACAAUAAAACUGGAGCCUCACAGAGCAAUAGGGUUUGGCUGCCGGGGUCACUGACCCCCAUGUAAAAAAACAAAUGUAAAGCUACAAAUUUGUUGUUAUCGCUACUUAUUAUUACUCGUCUUUCUAUUCAGGCCCCCUCCUAUUUAUUUUCCAGUUUAAAUCAGUGCAUGGUUGCUAGGAUAAUUUGGACCCUAGCAACCAGACUGCUGAAACUGCAAAGCCGCUGAAUAACUCAAAAACCAAUAGUGAAAAGCAAUUGCAUGUUGUCUCAAAAUAUUCUCUAUAUCGUACUAACGGUGAACAACCCCUUUAUGGUUUAGAGAUCCAAAUUACGGAAAAAUCCCUUAUCUGAAAAAUAUCCAGGUCCCUAACAUUCUGGAUAACAGGUCCCAUACCUGUAGGAGAGACCUGCGCAGGUGUGUUCGGGCAGACCCUUACUCAACCUGGACCCGCCCCCCUGCUGUGCCCCCUUCCCAGACCUGAAACCUGCCCCUACCUGCGAUGGGUUAACUUGCCUUUCAAAUCUAUGACCCCCAAUCCAGAAGUGAUGUCACCAUUGGCCGAAAGUGACAUCACUUUGGAGGCAGGUCAAAGACAGCAUUACCAUGAAGGGAGGGCGGGAACAAUUCUGCACCUGAGCCGGGAACCCGCGAACCUCCUGAUUGGUCAGGGAUUGGGGGACGCCCCGCCCAGGACCCUACCAUAUGGGCACCUACAUGAACCCUGUUGUGCUCUUCCAUAAUAAGCUGAGGAUAAAGCCUCCCUAUAAGAUAUAAUUCUUAGUAUUGCAGCAAUAAUUCAUACCUGAGAGGAGUGGGGAAGGGUUCAGCCCACAAGCAGGAAACAGCUCUGAGGGGAGGAGCUACUUCAUAAAUACUACAACAAACUUGCUUAACUUUCAGCACAAGGAUUAAACCUGAUUUUGUUCAAAUAUGAGUGUGAAUAAUUUUGAAGAUCCAGAAAGUGCUGUGAUUGGUUAGAAAUCCUAUGUUACCCCCCUGCAUUAUAUCGGAGGGUCCAACACUCUCAUACUGUCUGCUGGGAAAUGUCAGGUACAGAUUCACUAUACGGAGCCAAGGGCAGGAUUAUGGGUAGUUUGGGGGGGGCUAC